GACGCCCGGGCCCUCAUUGCCUCGUCAUCACCUACAGUGACGAUUCAGGUUGGUGAUUCGAAUUAGGCGUCAUUAAGUAAUUGCCAUCGAUGGCAGCUACCGCCAAUUAUGCCAGGCACCACCACCCACCUCGUCCUUCCUUCCUCCCCAAUUAUUGGUGCGGGAUCCACCAUCCCCCCUCCAAUAAAAAUCAAUACCACUCGGACCAGCGGCGGCCGCAACGGCAACAGCGGCGAAGAAGGAAAAGAGAGAAGAAACAUGGGAACCGAGACGAAGGAGUGCAAGAUAGGGAAGAAGACGUGAGGAUCAAGUGGACACAGCUUCUUUGCUUCCGGGGAAGAAAAGUUCGACAAAGGAGGAGGAGAGGAGCCAAAUUUUGAUCUCGAUCUUGAUUGAGAGAUGAAGGCCUCUUCACCCAAAGAAGACAAGGAGACACCGCCGGCAGUAGCGGAAGGUGACGCAGAAGAGAAGGAAUCCCCAAUCUUUGGCGCUGUUGUUGAGUCGGAGAGAUCUCCAGAUUCGUUCUUUGUCAUGUCGGCGACGGUGAUUAGCGUGGCGGACUCUGUAGCGGCGGUGACGGCAGAGGUGGAGUUCGCGGCCUGCGACUGCUGCGGUCUCACUGAGGAGUGCACGCCGGCGUACAUCGCCAGGGUCCGGGAGCGGCACGGUGGGCGUUGGAUCUGUGGCCUCUGCGCUGAGGCCGUCAAGGACGAGAUUUGCCGUUCCGGCCUCCUGCUCUCUCCGGAGGAGGCCGUGGGCCGCCACGCCAGCUUCUGCCGGAGCUUCCGUACGUCGGCCUCGUCCGAACCGUCUGUGGAUCCGGCGGAGCGGCUGAUUGCCGCCGUCAGGCAGCUCUUCCGACGGAGCCUCGACUCCCCUCGAGCGGUCCGGUCAACCCCGAGUAGCCCCCGGUCCAAUGGUGAGGCCGGGUCCCGGGCCGCCCUGGGCCGGACCGGCAGUGGGUUCCCCACACUACUUGGCUGAGAAGCAUAGAAGAGAAAUCAUAUGAUAUAGAAUGGCAAGAAGAGAAAAGAAAUACAGAGAAAAAUGGAGUAUGAUUUUUCUCAUAAAAAGAAAAAUCACUGCUCAAACUCCAGGCUUUGAUGCAUCGUUCUGUAUCAGGCAAAAUUUCACAUCAAGUUCUUGCUACUUGUCAUCGGAGUGGUAAGGGAAAAAAUCAUUGGAAAUUGGAAGAAGAAUUCCACUUUCUAAAUGUUAAAAGAAAUUUGAGGAUUUUAUAUGAAUACUUAGCAUUGAUUUC
Molecule: messenger RNA, 1261 nt
Organism: Musa acuminata AAA Group (dessert banana)
Lineage: Eukaryota; Viridiplantae; Streptophyta; Magnoliopsida; Zingiberales; Musaceae
Exons: 2
Coding region: 400-984 (194 amino acids)
Source: RefSeq, a predicted model, not a curated record